Messenger RNA from Stegastes partitus (bicolor damselfish), 888 nucleotides. It is a transcript of the gene styxl1, whose product is annotated as serine/threonine/tyrosine interacting-like 1. The coding region runs from base 1 to 888 and encodes 295 amino acids. The transcript has 8 exons. The record is from RefSeq and is a predicted model, not a curated record. Gene Ontology annotation, biological process: protein dephosphorylation; positive regulation of intrinsic apoptotic signaling pathway; negative regulation of cytoplasmic stress granule assembly. NCBI's taxonomy places the organism in Eukaryota, Metazoa, Chordata, Actinopteri, Pomacentridae. Gene Ontology annotation, molecular function: pseudophosphatase activity; protein phosphatase inhibitor activity; protein phosphatase binding. Gene Ontology annotation, cellular component: mitochondrion.
AUGGCUAAAAUCAUCAUGUGUGAACCGUUUGAGCUCUACAAUCUCCUGAACCAGCGCCACAGUGUGUCGAGGCUGGCAGAGAUCAACUACCUCUGUUUGGUUGAUGCCCGUGAAACCCAAGAUUACUACACAAGUCACAUCAUUACAGCUAAAAAUGGCAAAAUGGAUUCAGAGGGCACAUUCCUGCUGCCAGAGUGUGUGGAGGUUGACAGUAUGCAGCAUGUGGUGAUUUAUGACAGUAACACAAGCUGUUUACAGGACCAAGGCAGAGCUCUUGACUGUGCUCAGAUUCUGGCGAAGGCGAGCCUCUAUCCAGUCCAUGUAGUGAGAGGAGGAUUUCAGAAGUUCUCGGCUCUCUACCCUUUUCUAAGGACUGAGAAAAUCCUGUACACCAUCAUUGAGUUGGAGAACCUGAAGAUUUAUCCAGUGGAGAUCAUAACAGGGCUGCUGUAUAUGGGUGACCAGAAGCAAAGUAUGAACAUGAGUAUCCUCCAAGACCUGAAGAUCAGUGCCGUCAUCAGCAUCUCACAGUGUGACACUCCAGAAUCUAUAAAGGAGAACCAGACCAUCCUCAACAUCCCGGUUGCUGACAGUGUAGUGUCUGAUUUGUAUUCAAGUUUUGAAAGGAUUUGUAGUUUUAUUGGUUCACACAUCAACAUAGGCUCUCGUGUCUUGAUAGUUUCCAGGCAGGGCAGAAGCCGCUGCAGUGCUGUGGCCAUUGCUUUUCUCAUGCACCACCUCAAAUACACUUUACAGGAGGCCUGGAAGUACGUUCUCAAAUGUAAACCCUCCAUGAGGCCCAAUGCAGGGUUUCUGCAGCAGCUGUCUGACUGGGAGCUUCACACAGCAGGAACAAAGCACACUGAUAUCUCUGGACUUCAAUUUUAA